Lepidothrix coronata (blue-crowned manakin) is the source of this 3305-nucleotide messenger RNA. RefSeq names its product ankyrin repeat and sterile alpha motif domain containing 6 (gene ANKS6). The record is from RefSeq and is a predicted model, not a curated record. NCBI's taxonomy places the organism in Eukaryota, Metazoa, Chordata, Aves, Passeriformes, Pipridae. Gene Ontology annotation, biological process: innate immune response. Gene Ontology annotation, molecular function: protein binding. The transcript has 18 exons. Gene Ontology annotation, cellular component: cytoplasm. The coding region runs from base 1 to 2895 and encodes 964 amino acids.
AUGGGGGAGAGCGGGGUGCCCCCCCAGGUCCAGCUCUUCCUCCGCGCCUGCGAGCAGGGCGACUGCGAGACCGCCCGGCGCCUCUUGGGGCUGCCCGCCGGCGGCGGAGGCACCGCCGACCUGGCGGCCUCCUCCUCCUGCGGCCCCGAGGAGGCGGCGGCGGAGCCCCGCGGAGAAGCGGCGGCCCCGCCGACCCCUGCCGUGCCCGUGGACUGCACGGACGAGGCCGGGAACACGGGGCUGCAGUUCGCCGCGGCGGGCGGGCACGAGCAGCUAGUGCGGUUCCUGCUGCGGAAGGGCGCCUCGGUACAGAGCAGGAACCACUACGGAUGGAGCCCCCUCAUGCAAGCGGCCAGGUUUGGACAUCUAAGUGUGGCCCACAUCUUGCUGGAAAAUGGUGCUGAUCUCAAUGCACAGAAUAAGUUAGGAGCCAGUGUCCUCACAAUGGCCUCCAGAGGUGGCCACGUCAGCAUGGUGAAGUUGUUGCUGGAAUCCGGAGCUUUUGUAGACAAUUACGACCAUUUCGGCACAAAUGUACUUAACAGCAGCAGAGACGACCUUCCCGAUAUCACUCCAUUAAUGGCAGCUGCUCAGCAUGGACAUGAGGCAGUGGUACAUCUGUUACUAGACUGGGGAGCUGAUUGUAAUUACACUGUGAAGACGAUGGGCUGGAGUCCUUUAAUGCUGGCAGCUGUUAGUGGAAAGGUGAGCUUGGCACAGCAGCUCAUGGAGAAAGGUGCCAAUCCUGAUCACCUGAAUGUACUACAUAAAACACCUUUUGAAAUCUCUGUUGGCUUCAAACACAAAGACAUGAAGGACUACUUGGAAUCUCUCACAACGAUCAGACCUCAGGCAGAUACAGAAAAGAAGCAACCUGAUGUCUUUCAUGCUUUGAAACUGGGAAACUUCCAGCUGGUUAAAGAGAUUGUUGAUGAAGACCCAAGUCAGGUCAAUAUUACCAAUGUUGACGGUGCAUCUCCAUUAAUGAUUGCAGCUGUAACUGGACAGCUACCCCUUGUUCAGCUCCUUGUUGAGAAAAAUGCUGAUGUUGAUAAACAGGAUAAUGUUCAUGGCUGGACAGCACUGAUGCAGGCCACAUACCAUGGAAACAAAAACGUUGUAAAGUAUUUGUUAAAUCAAGGAGCGGACGUCAAUCUUCGUGCAAAAAAUGGAUACACGGCUUUUGACCUCAUAAUGCUGCUGAAUGAUCCAGAUACAGAGCUUGUAAGACUACUGGCAUCAGCAUGCAUGCAAGUAGACAAAGACAAGAAUAAACUGAACAACAGAUCAUCUUUGCCUAGUUCCAGAAGUAGGCAAUCCUUAAAUGUCCCAAUGUUGCCAGAUGACAAAGGAGGUCUAAAGUCUUGGUGGAGCAGGAUGUCCAAUCGAUUCCGCAAGCUGAAGUUGACUCAGACAUUGCGCCAUGGAUUUCCUUCCAAUCCGUUUGUGCCUUUUCCGGAUGAGCCUGAACCAUCAUUAAAUUCCACUAUAAAAGCAGUUUCACAGAGUGAUACGGGUGCCUCUGGAAACCUCGAUGCUGCUACAGCUCGGAUCACAAAUAACAAAGCUAGUGGUGCAAACACUACAAAAGGAGGAAAGGAUGAUGAAUUAUUGACAACCAUGUUGAGAAGUAGUGCCCCAUUUACCAGGCUGCCAAGCGAUAAGCUGAAAGCAGUGAUACCACCUUUCUUACCCCCCUCGAGCUUUGAGCUCUGGAAUUCUGACCGAACACGACUCAGCAAAGAUGGAAAAGCUGAACAGAUGAGAACUGCCUGGCCACAGAGAGCAAUCAAGCAUGAUUUUAACAGCAGCGGAAACUCUGAUAUAACAUCUGUUAGCAAAGGUACUAGACCAGUCAAAUUACCAACAUUUGCAAGAAGACCAGCAUCUCCUUCAAAUUCCAACAACUUCAGUCAUUCUCCUCAUUCUUCUGGUGGAUCCAAUAACAUUGCAGGAAUUAACAGGCAUGGAGGAGAACUGCAUAACAGAUCAGGUGGCAGUGCAGAUAAUGUUUUGUCUCAGAUUGCAGCCCAAAGAAGAAAAGCAGCAGGCUUUCCUGAACAGAAACCCAGCCAACAGCACAGUCCAGUCCAGUCAACUACUUCAUCCACUCUGUCUGAUUUGCAGUGUGCUCAGAUUGUUGGCAAUGGGCAUGUAAAGCAAAAACUGGAGAUGAACAAAAGACCUCCAUCUGGGACUUCAUCUACGUCUAAAAGCACAUCACCAACUCUCACACCUUCCCCAUCACCUUCCCCAUCUCCUAAGGUUCAAAACGCAGAGUCUUCUCUCUCUUCUUCUCACAGACAGGCCAAAAGCAACGGUUCCAGCAGUGGUACUAUUACAGAAGACGGCAACCACUCGGUGGACCAUCAACAGCUUGUCUCUAUUCUGAGAACCAGUGAUGUAGAGAAUCAUGAAAGACGAAACCAUGUGAGAGUAAAAGGAGGCUCUGAAAACUUGGAGAAAGAUGAGCUGACUGGCAUCCUUAAAAAAUUGUCUCUUGAGAAAUAUCAGCCUAUUUUUGAGGAACAAGAGGUGGAUAUGGAAGCUUUCCUUACACUUACUGACGGUGAUCUGAAAGAGCUUGGUAUUAAAACCGAUGGAUCAAGGCAGCAAAUUCUGGCAGCUAUUUCUGAACUGAAUGCAGGAAAGGGUCGAGAGAGACAGAUUUUACAAGAAACUAUACACAACUUCCACUCUUCCUUUGAGAGUAGUGUUAGUAACACACGACCACCAGGUCAUUCUCAAUCACCUGGCUGCUCUUUAAAACCACAAGAAGCUGUUUCUCCUAAAAGGCAUCAGUGGUCUGGAUUUGAGAAGAACCAAGUCAGAAGAGCAAGAAAAAUGAAUGAUGGUACAAGAAGAUGGAUGUUUUCAUUCUACUCAUACCCAUAGAUGAACAACCCAUAGGAGACCUACAUAACAAAAGCACCGAAGAAGGCAUGGAAAACACCACAAAUUAUGGCAGCUUCUACAUGAAGAAGUAUAUAAAUUGAAUAUGCCACUAUUGACUGGAUACAAAUAAAGGAGUCCAAAUUGAAAAUGUAAUGGUUUCAUGAGAAGGAAUAUAAAGGAAGAGGAAGAGUAAGGCUGCAUUCUUCUUUAACUGAAAUACACUUUAUCUAUUCAAUAUUAUGAGGUUAGAACAACAGUAAAAGUAAAUAUGAAAUACCUAUUUAUAAAAAUAGCACUUUAUUUGAGGAAAUGCAUAAUCCGUCACCAAUAUUUAAACAAAAAUAGUGUUAAAAUAUUUUAUGUUGCUGUUUGGUUUUUUUUUUCUUGAGAAUAAAACCAUUCUACUGACA